This is a messenger RNA of Rotaria sordida, 1311 nucleotides long. NCBI's taxonomy places the organism in Eukaryota, Metazoa, Rotifera, Eurotatoria, Philodinida, Philodinidae. The record is from the annotation of a GenBank genome assembly.
AUGUCUUCAUCGUGUGCCAUCAACACAUGCAAACGUAAAUCACGAGCAUUAUGUCAUUGUUGCAGCAAGAAUCUUUGUCUUGAUCAUUUGAAAGAACAUAAUGAUUUGAUCCAUUCUCAAUUAAAUCCUCUUGUUGAUGAUAUUAAUACUCUACAUAACCAGAUAUCGGGAUUAAAUGUAGAUGAAAUUAUUGAUAAAGGUCGUCAAAAAUUGGAUAAAUGGCGUCAUGAUUGUUAUAAUAUAAUCGAUCGUUUAUAUGAAGAAAAAUGUCAAGAACUUCAACAACAUUGUAUUCAACAAACUGGACAAAAACGAAAAAAAAUUCAUCAAUUGAAAUUAAAAACAAAUGAACUUAUUCAAGAACAAGAAGCUACGCAUGACGAUAUUUUUUCAUUGAAAGCAACUAUUAAUGAUAUCAAACGUGAUGUUAACCAAUUCGAAGAGAAUGGCAUUAUAGUUGAUGUUCAUCCUUUAAUGAUUAAUCAAAAUUUAGUUUAUAUUGAAGAAUUCACAUCAAAUGAACUUGAUAUAUUAAAUCUUUCGUCUCCUUAUCGAUCAAUCAAUUGUCCCAAUGAUGAUUCGCCUGUACUAGCUAGCAACAAUCAAUUUUUACUAUUAGAUCAAUAUCCAAAUUUAUGUCUAUUUAAUAAAGAAUUGACUCUUUUAAAACAAAUUCCAUGGGAAUAUGGUCACAUUCAUGAUAUGUGUUGGUCAUCGACUAUAAAUAGUUUUAUUAUCAUAACAAGCAAAAAUGAAGUUUUUCUAAUUGACGAAAAUCUAACAUCAAUUAAAUGCAUUCAAACAAUCGAGAAGAAACCAUGGCUGUCUUGUACAUGCUCAGAUACAUCUCUAUUUCUAGCCACGAAUGAUUAUACUUCUGAUAUUUUUCAAUUCAAUCUUUUAUCGUCGUUUCAUUUCAUCAAACAAUGGAAAUAUCCUCAAACUUGUAAUUACGAUGAACUUAUUCAUAAUAUUGCUUAUAACAAUGGAACACUUGCUUUGAUAAUAUCACAGAAAUACAAUAAACAAAAGCGUAUAGAACUUCGAUCUUCAUCAACACUCGAAAAACUCUGGUUACUACCAUUUGAUACAACGUCUAAUAUUGGGCAACAGGUAUAUCGUGUUUGUUCACUCAAAUAUGACGAAUGGCUUGUAAUCGAUCAUAGUAGUUCACAUCUUUUACAUGUUAGUAAAGAUGGAAAAGUAAAGACAAAGCGUUCAUACGAACCAAAAGUUCAUAAUGCUGUUUUAUUUGGUUCAAACAUAUUGACUAUUAGAACUGCAAAUUGUGUCAAUUAUUAUAGAGUAUAA